AUGAGGCGAGGGAUGGGAGGAGUGGUAGUCGUCGUGAUGGUGUUGGUGGCCCUGGUGCUAGUGAAGGCUGAAGGAAAGACGGAGGCUGAGCCGCUCGAGGCCACGGUGGAGGUGCACCUGAAGCAGGGAGCCAUCUUCGCUGCCAGGGAGGAGGCCGGAGAGGGAAGGUACUUCUACAGCUUCAAGGGCAUCCCCUACGCCCAACCUCCUGUCGGCGACCUCCGGUUCAGAGACCCAGUGCCUGCUGAAGGAUGGUCGCAGCCCAAGAAUGGUUCACUGGAUCCCACCGUCUGUCCUCAACUCUCUUACGAGAGCCUCUUACAAAGCCAGGAGGAAAUAAUAGGGAGUGAAGACUGCCUCUACCUUACUGUGCAUACGCCCAAUCCUCGCGCCUCCCACCUCCCGGUGAUGGUGUGGAUUCAUGGAGGAGCAUUCAAGUCAGGCGGGACUGCCACCUGGAACCCGCCGCUGCCUCUGCUCACCAGGGACAUUGUUCUCGUCGUCCCCCGGUACCGUCUGGGAACUCUCGGGUUCCUGUCCACGGAGGACUCUAUAAUGCCGGGUAACUUGGGCCUGAAGGACCAGACGCUGGCACUACGCUGGGUGCACAACAACAUUCGUGACCUGGGUGGCGACCCAAACAAGGUCACCAUCUUCGGCGAGAGUGCUGGAGCUGCUUCAGUACACUUUCAGAUCUUGUCGCCAAGUGCCAAAGGUUUGUUCAGGCGAGCCAUCCUUCAGUCAGGGUCAGCCUUGUCUUCCUGGGCCCUGAGGGAGAACCACAGGCAGGUGGCCCUCCAGCUGGGGCACAAGUUCAACUGUACUGACGCGGUCUCGUCGUCGCCUACACUGGAGAGCACCCAGCUCCUCGCCUGCCUCCAGCAGCUCCCACUGCAAGAACUUGUCUUGGCAAACAAUCACUUUACA
Messenger RNA from Procambarus clarkii (red swamp crayfish), 927 nucleotides. NCBI's taxonomy places the organism in Eukaryota, Metazoa, Arthropoda, Malacostraca, Decapoda, Cambaridae. The record is from RefSeq and is a predicted model, not a curated record.